Messenger RNA from Alosa alosa (allis shad), 4507 nucleotides. RefSeq names its product nuclear receptor coactivator 7 (gene ncoa7b). Lineage: Eukaryota; Metazoa; Chordata; Actinopteri; Clupeiformes; Clupeidae. The transcript has 17 exons. Gene Ontology annotation, cellular component: nucleus. Gene Ontology annotation, biological process: response to oxidative stress; regulation of transcription by RNA polymerase II. Bases 689 to 3037 code for a protein of 782 amino acids. The record is from RefSeq and is a predicted model, not a curated record.
AAUCGUUGGCCUUCUGUAGUUAAAUUAGACAGCGCUUCUCACAGGCCAUUUUUGUUUUUACAGAGAAAUAUUUGCCAUAGAACAGCAUCCUUCCUGAAACCUGACGUCGUCACAAUAAAAAGGUGGAGCAGAACUGAAGGAUAGCUGGAUAGCUGAUCAUCCACGAGCAAAUGUGAAUCGUUCCCACAUCCAACUGGAUUCAAAGAAAAGACGCUAAUGCCUGCGCUAACCUGAAAUCUAGCGACGUAUGCAACGUUAUGUGUGUACCAAAACAAUGGUGCUACAAGGGUGACACGGGUGGAUUAACCGCUGACGUUAACGUUAGACACGCUGUUGUUGCCGAGGUGAACCUUGUCCUGGUAGCCAGUUCUCCUGGCCGUCUCUUUAGCGGACUUCAUCCUGCAGCGCCUAUGCAACGUUAACUGGAAAUGAGAAAGAUUGAGCAUAUUAUAUCUUCACUGAUGUGCAUACCAUAACGUUAUGAGCUAACAAAUAUACAGGCAGGAGGAGAAGAAGGGCGCUGGGAAUUGCUUUGUCGAAGAAUAACACCGAAACGAGGGAGUAAGGUGGUGGAGCGGGAGGAUGUAGCUAUAUAGCUAACUAGGAAGGGACUUCUAUGUUGUGAAGAAAGCAGCGAGUCCAGCCGGUGUGAACACCCAGAUCCCGUCAUCCAACCAUCCCUUCAGCCAUGGACAAGAAGGAGAAGAGGCCAGGCUACUUCGCCAGGCUGAAGAAGAGGCGGCAGCUCAAGCAGAACCAAUCAGAGAGCUCUGUGAACGAGCAGGACCAAUCAGACGCUGGCCAGAGGGUGCCAAUCAUCGGUGAGCAGCAGGAGAAGGGCCAGAAGGAGGAGCAUGAGAAGAAGAAGGAACUGAAUGGAGACACACACACAGAUAAUGGCAGCAACCCCAUAAGUCAUGUGAAGAAGGAGAAGCAGAGACCGCCUGGCACGGUGGAGUAUACUGUGUGCCCUAGUGACACUCUGAAUGGCAUCUCUCUGAAGUUCAACAUCACCCCCAAUGAGUUGGUGCAACUCAACCGCCUCUUCUCACGCAGCGUGGUCCCAGGACAGAAGCUAUUUGUCCCAGAUGUUGGCCAGUCAGACUCUGGUUGCCAGGAGACUGGAUCAGACCCAGAGUCCAGCGUUGCGCCCGGAAAACCCUCUCAGGAUGGCGUGUUGAGUGGACAGGCGGGUCUGUCGCUCCGGAGAGAACUGUCUCCACCCUCCGAAGAUGAGAGCCCAGCAACAGUCAAGUUCAUUAAGAUGAGCUGCAAGUACUUCACUGACGGAAUGGGUGUGGUGGGCGGGGUGAUGAUUGUGACACCCAACAACAUCAUGUUCGACCCGCACAAGUCGGACCCGCUGGUGAUCGAACACGGCUGCGAGGAGUACGGCCUCAUAUGCCCCAUGGACGAGGUCAUCUCUGUGGCGCUGUACGAUGACGUCUCACGCAUGAAGAUCAAGGACGCGCUGCCCUCCGACCUACCGCACGAUCUCUGUCCCCUGUACAGGCCGGGCGAGUGGGAAGAGCUUCCGUCGGAGCGAGAUCUCAACCCCUUCAGCCGCUACGAGGAGCUGGAACGCCAGCGUCGCCACGGACACGCCCCCCCGCUCGACCAGUCGCCCUCCGACGAGGGCUUCACCGAGCUCCAGCCACUAGGGGGCAGUGCUGAGGAGGAGGAGGGGGACGAAGGGCUGUCCACACGCUCCCCUGGAGAGAUCACCGAGGUUACCACGGAGACGGAGGCCGUGGGAGACGCCGCCAGCAGCAGGAAACGGAGUGAGGCGUCAGUGGUGGGCGGAGCCACGGAGCUUGCAGCCGAAGCAGGGGACCAGAGGGGGAACCAGGGGCAUUGUGGGAGAUGUAGUUCGCCAGAGGAGGAGGGGCUGGAUGAGGACCAGGGGCAUUGUGGGAGAUGUAGUUCCCCACAGGAGGAGGGGCUGGCUGAGGACCAGGGGCAUUAUGGGAGAUGUAGUUCCCUACUGGAGGAGGGGCUGGCUGAGGACCAGGGGCAUUAUGGGAGAUGUAGUUCCCUACUGGAGGAGGAGCUGACGGAGGAGGAGAGGAGGCGGCGGAGCCACAAGGCCGAGGUGAAGUCGUGGCUGCUGCAGAGGAUGCAAGGACCAAUAGAAAACAUGCUGCUGUCUACGGAGGAGAAGAGCAAAGCUCCGCCCAUGUUCCUCUGCUUCAAAGUGGGCAAACCAAUGAGGAAGUCUUUUGCUGUUGCCCAGACAACUAGCCCCUCCCACUCCUCCAGCGGGCGAGUCAAGCUGUUAGAGUAUUGGUUUGCCGUCCCUCAAGAAAGGGUGGACGACCUGUACUCGUUCUUUGUGCAGUGGUCCCCGGAGGCCUAUGGGAAGGACGCUCGGGAGCAGGGCUUCAUCGUAGUGGAGAAGGACGAACUCAACAUGAUUGACAACUUCUUCAGCGAGGUCCCACGCAGCUGGGAGAUCAUCACCAUCAACGAGGCCAAGCGGCGUCAGAGCUUUGGGAGCUUUGAGGAGGCGGAGCCUAUAGACCUGCUACCCUGCCUGAGCGACCCUAGUACUCUGCUGGACGACACACACAUUCAGAAGCUGGCUGCCCGCUUGCCUGCGCGUGUGCAGGGGUAUCCAUGGCGACUGGUGUACAGCACGGGGGUGCACGGCACCAGCCUGAAGACGCUCUACCGCAGCCUGGCCAGGCUGGACUGCCCCGUGCUACUGGUCAUCAAGGACAUGGACAACCAGGUGUUUGGUGCGUUCUCUACACACCCGUUCAGAGUGAGUGAACACUGCUACGGCACUGGAGAGACAUUCCUCUACAGCUUCAGCCCCGAGAUCAAGGUUUAUCAUUGGACAGGUGAGAACUCCUACUUUGUGAAAGGGAACAUCGACUCUUUGCAGCUGGGGGGUGGAGGGGGUCAUCUGGGCCUGUGGUUGGAUGCUGACCUGUACCACGGCACCACCUCCUCCUGCUCCACCUUCCACAACCAGCCGCUCAGCACCCAGCAGGACUUUACCGUCCACAGCCUAGAGGUCUGGGCCUUCGAGUGACCACACACACUCACUCUCUCGCUCACACUCACACACACACACACACACACACACACACAGACUGCUGGAGCACCUGCAUGGCUUCUGGGAUGAAUAACUCACACACGCUACUGCAACAAGCAACAGCUCCACGGCAACAACUCCACUCAACCUGCAGGAUGAACCCCCCCCCCCGUGACUGUUCAACCAGACACACACACACACACACAGACACAGACACACAGCUGGAGUUGAGCGGGAUGGUAGAUUGUUAGUGCUGCUGUUGGAGUUUUCCAUUUCAGAUGGUUGGAAUCGGCACCAUUAUCUAACACACACACACACACACACACACACACUGAGAAUCAGUACCACUACCUAACACACACACACACACACACACUCACACACACUGAGUCUGAGUCAGAUCUUGUGCGUGCGUGUGUGUGGGUCCUGGGCAUUCAGAGACCCACUGGCUGAGUUGACGUGUGUUGUCCUGCAAACACACUCUGAUUGGCUGGGAGGAAAGGGAAAUGACACGCUGUGUGUCGACCAGAAUGUUUGUUUGUUUGUUUGUUUUGUUUGUUGUUUAGUUAAGUCUCCACACUACCACAACACUAAACUGUAUGUGCUACUAUAUGUAUGUUGCUGUAUUGUUUUUAUAUGCAAAGUUUGAAUAUUUUUUUAAAUGAAUGUCCAUUUUGAGAAUGUAAAUCUUUUAUAUUUGUGUAUGUUAAGUUGAUGUUUUUAAAUUGCGUGUGUGAGAAGGUGGAAGAUUCAGUAUUAAUAUCUGAUAGAACAGGGAAGAUGCUUUGGGCACGGCUCCUACACUCACACACGUACACACACACACACACACACACACACACACACACCCCAGGCAGACUAGCCAAUCGCUACCCAGGAGGCGCUUGGUGUCGCGCUUUCUCACACUCCUGAAGGGGGUUCCCCAGAGACUGGAACGUUCUCCAGCGGUUCCCCAGAGACUGGAACGUUCUCCAGCGGUUCCCCAGAGACUGGAACGUUCUCCAGCAGUUCCCCAGAGACUGGAACGUUAACAGGGUAGUUAACAGUGUUGGUGUGGGGCAGUUCUUACCUCUGAGGGCAUUUGACACUUGGUUACUGAAGGGUAGUCCUUACCCCGGGGGUAUCUGGGCUGUGAGGGGUAUCUGCCUGCAUGUGUGUGUGCUCCAUCACGCCCCCUGGCGCCUCUGUGCUUGCCUGCGUUCUACAUUCCGUCCAUGGUAGCGGCCGCCAUCAGCUGAUCUGCUCUGCAGGGGAAGCUGCCCCGCAUGUGGGCCGGACGCGUGCCACGACUGGGCCAUAUCUGCUGGGUGUGUGGGCCGGACGCAUGCCACGACUGGGCCAGAUCUGCUGGGUGUGUGUGGCUAUCGGACGUCUCUUCUCAUCUGUGGUCUUUCUUGUGUAUGUAUCGUGCUGUCGCCAUGGUGAUGUGCUGUAUGAUCCCAAUAAAUGAAACAUUAUAAACCGCAA